CUGAGUUCUUGAUGCAUAAGGAUAUGAACAAUAUUGGGGUAAAGAAGAGAGGACAUGGGAAUCGUUCUUGGAUAAAGAUUGAUCAGGAAGGGAACUCAGAGGUUUUGGAGCUUGAGAAGGCUACUAUAAUGAGGCAUUGUUCUUUACCUUCAAGAGAUAUGCGACUUUUGGAUCCGCUCUUCCUUUGCCCGUCCACAAUUCUCGGGAGGGAGAAGGCGAUCGUUGUCAGUCUCGAGCAAAUUCGGUGUAUAAUCACAGCUGAUGAGGUGAUUCUGAUGAACUCCUUAGAUGGAUGUGCUGCUCAGUACAAGGCAGAGCUGUGCAAGCGUCUCCAUGCAAGUAAAGAUCAAUCAGAUGAUUUGCCCUUUGAAUUUAGGGCACUGGAGCUGGCGCUGGAACUUACUUGUUCAUUUCUUGACACUCAGAUGAAGGGGAUGGAAAUCGAGAUAUACCCUCUACUGGAUGCUUUAGCGUCUUCGAUAAACACGCUUAAUCUCGAAAGAGUUCGAAGAUUUAAAGGCAACCUUCUGUCCUUGACUCAACAAGUGCAAAAGGUACGUGAUGAAGUCGAGCAUCUGAUGGACGAUGAUGGGGAUAUGGCAGAGAUGUUUCUGACAGAAAAGAAACAAAGAUUGGAGGCGAACAUCCGAAGUAACUUGUAUCUCGAAACUAGUUUCUUCGGGAAACCAAAAUCUGCUCCUGUUUCACCAGUGGGUUCGACCAAUGAAUCUUUUAAAUUACAAAGGGCUUUUAGCAGUAUUGUAAACUCGAGCAGCUUGAUGAGUUCAUCAAAUGGUGGUGAUAACGUCGAACAAUUGGAGAUGCUGCUCGAGGCGUACUUCGUGGUUAUUGAUGACAUGCUCAGUAAAUUGUUAUCGCUCAAAGAAUCUAUAGAUGACACAGAAGAUCUGAUCAACAUUAAACUGGGCAACGUUCAGAACCAGCUGAUACAAUUCCAGGUGCUUUUCACUGCAGCUACGUUCUUGGCUACGAUGUUUGCGGCGUUAACUGCAGUUUUCGGCAUGAAUUUUUCCGACGAUGUCUUCGAGCAUCCGACUUCUUUCCAGUGGAUAGUUUACUUGACCUUGAUUGCCUGUGGCCUUGUGUUUAUCUCUUUUCUAUUCUAUUUUAGGUACAAGAAAAUCUUCCCAUUGUAAUUGAGCUGCAGUAUGUACCUGUUUGUACCUCUCUGCAAAAUGCAAAAUGAAUAUAUAUAGAACGUUGAGUUAUGCUCAAUUUGACAUGCAAUUUAGAAUUCACCAAGUAUCCAGCAAAA
Cucurbita pepo subsp. pepo (vegetable marrow) is the source of this 1276-nucleotide messenger RNA. NCBI's taxonomy places the organism in Eukaryota, Viridiplantae, Streptophyta, Magnoliopsida, Cucurbitales, Cucurbitaceae. The record is from RefSeq and is a predicted model, not a curated record.